Lactuca saligna is the source of this 2142-nucleotide messenger RNA. NCBI's taxonomy places the organism in Eukaryota, Viridiplantae, Streptophyta, Magnoliopsida, Asterales, Asteraceae. The record is from the annotation of a GenBank genome assembly.
AUGGAAACGGACGACUGGGGUUUUAGCGCGGAGGAGCUUGAUUCCCUUGAAAAGGAUGCUCUCAAUCGGAUCGCUCAACGGAAUGCCACCACCGCAACCGCAACCGCAACCGCCACCACCACGACCACCACCGCCGCCAGUACGAGUACCAGGGCUCAUGCCCCUUCAACGUUUUAUCAUGGCUCUCAUGCACGCCCGAUACCUUCGCCUGUCAAACCAGUCUUUGAGUCUCGUCACGCCCACAAGGUAAAUUCUUUGUCAACUGCUUCAGCAAAUCCAUCAGCAGGCACUACACGAAAGGUAUCAGGAGAUGAUACUUCAAAGACUCGUUCCAUUAAGUUUUUUCUACAUGCGAGUGGAAACGUUGCUGCAAAAUUUGCAUAUGACCAGGUACUUGUGGGAGCAUUACGUAAGGUCCCAAAAGCAACAUGGAACGCAAAAGAAAGAUUGUGGAUCUUUCCUUUAUUAUCUUUACCAUCAGCAGAAAAAUUUAUUGGUGAAUUAUCUGGUUCCAACAUUGAGGUGGAAACUCUAGAUCCAUUGUUGCACCGUGCUAUUGCUGCUGCCUCUAUUGUUCCAGAUCUUCAAGAUCGCUAUGACUCGAUGCCUGAUAGCAUAAAAUCAAAGCUAUUGCCAUUUCAGCGAGACGGUGUCAGGUUUAUAUUGCAGCAUGGAGGGCGUGUUCUUCUGGCUGAUGAAAUGGGCCUUGGAAAAACUCUUCAGGCGAUUGCUGUAGCCUCUUGUGUUCGUGACUCAUGGCCUGUUCUUGUUCUUACUCCAUCUUCAUUACGGCUUCAAUGGGCUUCUAUGAUUCAACAAUGGCUAGACAUCGCCUCCUCCGAUAUACACGUGGUUUUGUCUAGUUACAAUGGGUCAAACAAGGGUGGGUUCACAAUAACGCGAUCAAACACCAAAGGAGAUAUAAGUCUUGAUGGAAUGUUCAACAUUGUGUCAUAUGAUGUCGUGCCCAAGAUUCAAGGGAGUCUCAUGAGUUCAAAUUUUAAGUUUGUGAUUGCGGAUGAGUCGCACUUCUUGAAGAAUGCCCAAGCCAAGCGAACUACGGCAUCUCUUCCUUUAUUACAGAAAGCUCGAUACUUAAUGUUGCUUAGUGGGACUCCUGCUUUAUCUCGACCGAUUGAGCUGUUCAAACAGCUUGAAGCACUGUAUCCUACGGUAUAUAAGAAUGUUCAUGAAUAUGGCAACAGAUAUUGCCUGGGUGGUCAUUUUGGAAUGUAUCAAGGUGCAAGUAAUCAUGAAGAACUGCACAACUUGAUGAAAGCAACUGUGAUGAUUCGAAGACUCAAAAAAGACGUUCUCUCUGAGCUACCUGUCAAGCGCAGGCAACAGGUUUUUCUGGACUUGGCAGACAAGGACAUGAGGCAAAUUAAUGCUUUAUUCUGUGAGUUGGACGUUAUAAAAAACAAAAUCAAGGCCUGCAAGUCCAAAGAGGAAGGCGAGUCGCUUAAGCUUAAUGAGAAGCAAAUCAUAAAUAAGAUCUAUACAGAAUCCGCGGAAGCCAAAAUCCCUGCUGUUCUGGAUUACCUGGGAACUGUCAUUGAGGCGGGGUGCAAGUUUAUAGUGUUUGCUCAUCAUCAGUCAAUGAUUGAUUCAAUACAUCAACUUCUUCUUAAAAAGAAGGUUGGUUGUAUUCGGAUAGAUGGUGGUACUUCAGCAGGAUCAAGACAAUCCUUAGUCACAGAUUUCCAGGAAAAAGAUGCCAUAAAAGCAGCAGUGCUAUCUAUCAAAGCUGGUGGUGUUGGGUUAACUUUAACAGCAGCAAGCACAGUAAUAUUUGCAGAGCUUUCUUGGACACCAGGGGACAUGAUUCAAGCUGAAGACCGUGCUCACAGAAUUGGACAGGUAUCAUCAGUGAAUGUAUACUACCUCCUGGCAAGUGACACAGUCGAUGACAUCAUAUGGGAUGUUGUGCAAAGCAAGUUAGAAAAUCUGGGACAGAUGCUGGAUGGGCAUGAGAAUACACUGAAAGUUUCAAAUAAUAAUACUAAUAACCAGCAGCAGCCAACAAGGAUGAUUGGUAGUAGCAGUAGCCCUUCAAAACAGAAAACACUGGACUCAUUUGUGAAGCGUUGUAGUUCACACAAUGCGGAGGCAGACUCCAACCACAAACAUCCCAGGCAUUGA